AUGGCUGACGCUCGCAAGAAGCAGCUCGCUUUCAACAUCAUCGACUUCCUUCGCACCUCCCAACGCGAUGGGACCGUCAAGGAGGACGAGAGCGAGAGUCUGGAUAUUGCUAUCGAGGUCAUCUCGUCGGCGUUUGGUGUCGACCUGGAGUCUGCCGACGACGUUGCUCAAUAUUCGAUCAAGCCCGCGUCCCUCCUGUCGCUCCUCGACGUGCUCGCCAAGACGAAGAGCAAGGCUACCAGCACUGGCGCUGGCGCUGGUGCGGCACCCGCUGCUCCAGCAGCCAGCGGCCCAACUGAAGAGGACAAGACCAAGGCCGACGCUCUCAAGACCAAGGGCAAUGGCCUGAUGUCGCAGAAGGAGUACAACCAGGCCAUCCAGCAGUACACCGAGGCCAUCAAGUUGAAUCCCAACCCUGUGUACUACUCGAACCGCGCCGCGGCAUACGGCGCUCUCAACCAGCACGACAAGGCGGUCGAGGACGCUGCACGCGCAAUCGACCUCGACCCCCAGUUUGCCAAGGGCUACUCGCGUCUUGGCCAUGCCCAGUUCUCGCUCGGAGAGUUCCAGAAGGCCAUUGACGCGUACGAGGCCGGAUUGAAGCUCGACCCGGCGAACAACAACAUGAAGAGCUCGCUCGCCACCGCCAAGUUGCGCCUCGGCGAGCAGGCCCCGGCUACGGAGCGCUCGGCCUCGCCCAGCGCUCCCGCUGCUGGUGGCGGUAUGCCAGACUUGUCGUCGCUCGCGAGCAUGCUCGGCGGCGCCGGCGGUGGCGCCGGUGGUGCUGGUGGCAUGCCCGACCUCUCAGAGAUGAUGCGCAACCCGCAGAUGAUGGCCAUGGCGCAGCAGAUGAUGGCGAACGGUGGCCUCGAGAGACUCAUGUCCAACCCGAACAUCCGCCAGAUGGCGGAGAACAUGCAGAGCGGCGGCGGCAUGCCCGACUUUAAUCAGCUUGCGUCGGACCCCGCACUGCGCGAGAUGGCGCAGCAGUUCAUGGGCGGACAAGGCGGCGCUGGUGGGCGCUAG
Messenger RNA from Cutaneotrichosporon cavernicola, 1026 nucleotides. RefSeq lists its product as uncharacterized. Gene Ontology annotation, molecular function: molecular adaptor activity; protein binding. The coding region runs from base 1 to 1026 and encodes 341 amino acids. Gene Ontology annotation, cellular component: membrane; TRC complex. Gene Ontology annotation, biological process: post-translational protein targeting to endoplasmic reticulum membrane. The transcript is spliced from 5 exons. The record is from RefSeq and is a predicted model, not a curated record. Lineage: Eukaryota; Fungi; Basidiomycota; Tremellomycetes; Trichosporonales; Trichosporonaceae.